CUCAACCGCCUUCUCUCUGAUCGAGAAACUGUGCGCUCUUUAGUUCCUCGUGAUACCCAUUCACACGCUUCAUCAUCCUUUCCAUUUGAAUUUACUCCUCCGAAACAGUCUGUUGUCUUUUCCAUGGCCUCCGUCGUGUUUACCAGCCAAGGCCUCUUGGAGGCCAAAAAUGCAAGGGCCUGUGAACUCCUGGAACAAGAGAAAGAAGAAAUUGAAAGCUCCUAUGAUUUUUCUUCCCCCAUAGUAGUUCGCUUCCCAUUCGCCCCUAACGAGCGGAUUGGUCGUGUCAAGGGUGGGUAAGCUUUUAUCAGCACCCUUUCAAGAAAUUAGGUUUGUGGUUCCCCUUUUCAGACUUUAUAUCAAGAUUCUUGGCUAUCGCUCUGGUCUCUCCCGCUCAAAUCAUGCCUCCAACCUGGCGUCUUAUCCGCUCAUUGGAGGUGCUAAUAGAGAAGAAUGGCUCAAAAUUUUCUGCUGAUGAUUUGGGUUUCACAUAUGAUUUACGUACCUCUGGGAAAGGAAUAUUCAUGGUGAUAGUGAAGCCUGGUAGGGAGCCAUUAGUUCUCGGUAUUAGUAAUGCGAACGACCGUGGAUGGAUGACAAAAUUCUUCUUCGUGGAGAAGUCUUCCUUGGGCGAACACGAAGAUUUUCUGGUGGAUAAGUGGCGAACCGCAGGUGAGCAGAAAACAAUUUCUUUGGCCUAUGGCCCUCAAGCGGAAGAAAGGACAGCUCAGCUCUUGGACCUCGGCACUGAACCUCGUUUGAACCUUCCGCUACUAGUUCUGCUCGUGUUGAUUUACGUCGUUCUGGUAGGAAUGUAGCUAAGUCGUCUCGCUUGUCCAAAGAUGGAAAUUUUGUUUCUAUUGGAGGUUCUGAUAGGGAUGAAGAUGUUCUUAGUAUUGAUGAUGAGACCAGUGUCCAAGUUGUUCUUGAUGUCCCCCCUUUAGAUUCUCACGGCCCAUCUGCCAUCGAUUGUUCAACCCAGAUUAUUGGUAUGGCUUCAUUCUUUCUUGGGCUUUACUUCUGUUUGUGUGUGUGUGUAUAUAUGAGGCUACAUAAAAA
Messenger RNA from Cuscuta europaea, 1059 nucleotides. Lineage: Eukaryota; Viridiplantae; Streptophyta; Magnoliopsida; Solanales; Convolvulaceae. The record is from the annotation of a GenBank genome assembly.